Molecule: messenger RNA, 891 nt
Organism: Ectocarpus sp. CCAP 1310/34
Lineage: Eukaryota; Phaeophyceae; Ectocarpales; Ectocarpaceae
Source: the annotation of a GenBank genome assembly
AUGAUGAAGUCGUCGUCUGUUGCGAGCUUGGUUGCCCUGGCUGGAAUUCUGGGCCACACCACCAUCACCAGCACGGAGGCGCUGCAGGUGCUCACUCCGGCGGUGGCUGAGGUGGUCGUGUCUGGGAGGCCGUAUAUCGUGUCGUGGAACGGCGCAUCGGCGGAUGACCGCUUCGAGAUCGACCUGCACUACUGCGGCUCGUACUCCUACUGUUUCGAGGAGGCGGAGUGCGGUUUCUGGCUGGCAAACGUUUGCGCCGAGGGGGACGGCAGCGGCUGCAUGAGCCAAGCCGACCAGAGCUCCCAGGUGACCUUCCCGGAGCCUCUCGGGGGACGCUCGAACGAGGGCUACAGGAUCAGGAUAGCCGAGGUCGGGUCGGAUACGUACCGGUGUUCGGACGACUUCUACCUCAUGUCUUCCGCGGACGCGCCGGCAGCCGGGGAGGAGGGGGGACCGACGAUAGAGGUGGUUGCGCCGACAGCGGAUGCUCUAGCUAUCGCGGGGGAGAUCUACACGGUGGAGUUCGACUACGACAACGGCUUCGGCGAACAGCUCGGGCGGUUCAAGAUCGACCUCUACAAGGCGUGGGCGGAGGACGGAGCUGGAGACUGUGGCACCUGGGUCACCUCCGUCUGCGACAAGCCGGACGUGGGCUGUCUCGAUAGCCAGGGAGACUACAACGUAGUGAUCCCGGCCGACUCGGAGGACGGCAUGUAUAAGAUUCGCGUCGGUCUGUUCGGGGACGACACCAUCUACGCGUGCUCGCCGUCCUUCGAGGUCGUCGCCUCGACGACCUCGUCGUCUGGCGCCGCUACCGACGCGGCGGGGGCGGCGGGGCUCUGGGUGGACUCGGCGACGUCACUAUCGCUGCCCAAGGUCUUGCUUCCCUAG